CGCACUAGCAGUGUUCCACAGGGUUCUUCGUGUAGGGCCAUCUUUGGUCGUCCUCGCCGGUGACAGUGUGGACCAUAUUCCACUGUUCAUUUACACCAGAAGAUAAAUUAAUAAAAUAUAAACUUGAAACGCCAUCUAACUGACAAACUGUUGUGUAAAGAAAGAGUGUUCGUUUGCAUUUGCUUUAGCGCUGAUUAUUUCUCUCAAUCUCUUUCAAUUUUACAAAGCAAAAGAGGGCGAGACAGGAGAGGCGGUGAUACAACAUGGAUGAGGAAUAUGAUGUGAUCGUUUUGGGCACCGGACUUACAGAAUGUAUUCUGUCUGGGAUCAUGUCUGUGAAUGGGAAGAAGGUUCUCCACAUGGACAGGAACCCCUACUAUGGAGGGGAGAGCUCCUCCAUCACUCCCCUGGAGGAGGUGUACAAGCGCUUCGACCUCACAGACAGCCCCCCCGAGUCGAUGGGACGAGGACGUGACUGGAACGUGGACCUCAUCCCCAAGUUCCUGAUGGCCAACGGUCAGCUUGUGAAGAUGCUGCUAUACACAGAGGUGACUCGAUACCUGGACUUCAAAGUAGUUGAAGGUAGUUUUGUCUACAAGGGAGGGAAGAUCUACAAGGUGCCAUCAACUGAGACUGAAGCGCUUGCUUCAAAUCUCAUGGGGAUGUUUGAGAAAAGAAGGUUCCGGAAGUUCUUAGUGUUUGUGGCCAACUUUGACGAGAACGACCCUAAGACCUUUGAGGGCGUCGACCCCAAGCUAACCACCAUGAGGGAUGUUUACAAGAAGUUUGACCUUGGGCAAGACGUCAUCGACUUCACCGGCCACGCCCUGGCCCUGUACAGGACAGACGACUAUCUUGACGUCCCCUGUUUGGAGACAAUCAACCGUAUCAAGCUGUACAGUGAGUCCCUGGCCCGGUAUGGGAAGAGCCCUUACCUCUACCCCCUGUACGGACUGGGGGAGCUGCCCCAGGGCUUUGCAAGGCUGAGUGCAAUCUACGGAGGAACCUACAUGCUGAACAAACCUGUGGAGGAGAUAGUGAUGGAGGAUGGCCACGUGGUUGGAGUGAAGUCAGAGGGAGAGGUGGCCAGAUGCAAGCAGCUGAUCUGCGACCCCAGCUACAUCCAGGAUCGUGUGCGUAAGGCUGGUCAGGUGAUCCGUGUCAUCUGCAUCCUCAGCCACCCCAUCAAGAACACCAAUGAUGCCAACUCCUGCCAGAUCAUCAUCCCUCAGAACCAAGUCAACCGCAAGUCAGACAUCUAUGUGUGUAUGAUCUCCUAUGCCCACAAUGUGGCGGCCCAGGGCAAGUACAUCGCCAUCGUCAGCACCACGGUGGAGACCAGCGAGCCGGAGGCUGAGAUCGAGCCUGCUCUGGAACUUCUGGAGCCCAUCGACCAAAAGUUUGUGGCCAUCAGUGACCUUUAUGAGCCGACAGACGACGGCACUGAGAGUCAGAUCUUUGCCUCCCGAGCCUAUGAUGCCACCACUCACUUUGAGACCACCUGCAACGACAUCAAGGACAUCUACAAGCGCAUGACCGGAAGCGACUUUGACUUUGAGAAUAUGAAGCGCAAACAAAAUGAUGUGUUUGGGGAGGAUGAGCAAUAAGAAGGGCAGGGCUCCAAGAAAGGGAGGGAAUCUGAAAACAGUAAAGAAAGGGCAGAACCUCUGGUGGAGGGUGGCGAGACAGGGGGAAGGUGGCGUUGAGUGGAAUGAAGGGGAGGACGAGGUCUUGGUAAGGUAGGGUUGAUGAGGGGUGGGGGUUCAGUCUUAAGUCAUCCUCCUUUUUCUUAUGCUCUUCCUUCUUCUGGCACGGCCUCUGACUCAAACAUGUUACCACACACAUACACACACACACACAUACACACACGCACACACAUUGUUCCCAGACUCACAUUCCCUAUCUCUAUCACUGAAACGCAGGGUUGAUAUGGUCUUUUCAUUCCAUUGUAGAUUCUAUAAACAUGUCUUGAGUCUUACUAUUAGGAGAGGUUGACCUGUUCACUGUUGGUGCAGUUUCAAAGCCUUUAACUCUUUCUUCAUGUGUUUGGUCUGUCCUCUCAUUGCUGGUAGGCUAGGGAGCUGAAGAGACAAAGACAUCAACAUUGUUUAAAGCUGGUGUCAGAAGAGAUAAACAGUGUCGUGUAAAACCUGCAGUUUUGCCAUGACUGUUUGCUCCUUCUCUGAAUCUGUCACCUCUACUUGGCAUGCAUGCAUCUUUUUCACACAGUAGUAUUGUACAUAGAACAUGAAGACACUGCGGUAUGAAGGCUGGGCCAUUCCACGCAUCCCUCCUGUCAACCCUGCUUUCACCUUCUUACUUGGUCUUUUACCUGUGUUAUUUCAAUAGACUGCUCCUUUUGUGGCAAAUCUCUCAGUCAGGCAAAAUGUAUUGAAACAUUAUAUAUCAAUGGGCUGUUCUGUCAACUGAUAGUGCUCACUUUGCAAUGCUGUUGUGUACCCUGUGCUAUAGCAGGCAAGCUAACCGGUGGCUAACUGUUGUCCCCUAAAACUGUUUUUGUUUAUACAUGUGUGAUGUCAGAGUUGACUUUGAAUUGUUUACUUUCUUACGUUUUAAAUUAUUAAGAAUUUUAUUUCAGAAUAUUUGGUGCACUUCUCACAAGCUGAAGUUAUGAAGUUUACUGAGUUGGUAUGGAAAUUGCGUUGUGACACUCUAAAGUGGACUUAACAUUAAAAAGGGAAGGUGAAAGGUGAUGCGAGGGAUGGUUUGGCAUGUUGGUAGGGUUACACAUGAAGAGUGGUAGAUUUGAAAUGAAAGACAUUGAUUGAAAAGGAGGCCUGACGUUGUUGAGAUGCAAAGAGGGUGAUGAGAAUGUAUACUUGAGAUGUUGCAGGCUUGAUAUCAGGACCCUUAUGAGUGAAGAAGGAAGACUGAAUUUUCGGCUUGUAGUGAAAGCACCAGAUCAUGUCUAGGUUGUUGGAAUGCUUGUGUAUGUCACCGAAGUAGAUCAAUCCCCCAAUAAACUAAACCCUGUGAUAACCCUUAGAGUAGACAGCAGGGAACGCUGGACACUCCCAAAGUAGUACUCUGUAGCAUAAAAGUCCUGAGCCAUGGUUUAAAAGUGCCACCCCACAAGAAUGAACCAAUAUGUUUUACUUGGUUUUAGCCUUAAUUUGGGGUCUUAUCCAAUAUUUUUUGAAUCUCUCAAGAUUGGACCAGUACAUUAAAAGAAGGCAGAGGCCACUGCACCACUGACUGUUAUGACGAGGGUAGUCUGUUGUGAGAUGGACAGCUUGAAGCAGUCUUUUUACCCCCCCACACAGGAAGUCUAGUUCAGUGGUCUUGUCUCUGCAGUUGGCACUACAAACAGUGUCAUAUAUGGCGACCUCCAUUGUGUUUUGAGUUCUCCUGCUUGGCAGUUGUGUUUUACCCCUCUGUGUUUACAUACUUCAGGUUUAAAGAGCGGUCUGAAGCCUAGUUAGUGAAUCAGUGAGUUACUGUACAUAUCAGUGGAAGACAGAUGAGAUGCUACACCCUUACCCAUAACACAUUAACCAAGGUUGAGUUGGCACUAUACUCCUCUUAUAUGACCGUGCCCUUCAGCACUCCCUCAAUGACUCUAAACUAAGUUAUUAACUCACGUUUGGGGUUUUUAUGUGUCUUAUUGUAAUGGUAUUAUUUAUUUGUUUCCACUGAAGUUAAUGGUGAAAGGUGAAAAUGCUGAAUAUGCUAUGCUAUUAG
This is a messenger RNA of Hypomesus transpacificus, 3702 nucleotides long. RefSeq names its product GDP dissociation inhibitor 1 (gene gdi1). The record is from RefSeq and is a predicted model, not a curated record. Gene Ontology annotation, biological process: vesicle-mediated transport; protein transport; small GTPase-mediated signal transduction. The coding region runs from base 264 to 1607 and encodes 447 amino acids. Lineage: Eukaryota; Metazoa; Chordata; Actinopteri; Osmeriformes; Osmeridae. Gene Ontology annotation, molecular function: Rab GDP-dissociation inhibitor activity. The transcript is spliced from 11 exons. Gene Ontology annotation, cellular component: cytoplasm.